Phyllostomus hastatus (greater spear-nosed bat) is the source of this 2415-nucleotide messenger RNA. Its product is annotated as protocadherin alpha-5-like. Bases 16 to 2415 code for a protein of 799 amino acids. Gene Ontology annotation, biological process: homophilic cell-cell adhesion. Gene Ontology annotation, cellular component: plasma membrane. The transcript has a single exon. Lineage: Eukaryota; Metazoa; Chordata; Mammalia; Chiroptera; Phyllostomidae. Gene Ontology annotation, molecular function: calcium ion binding. The record is from RefSeq and is a predicted model, not a curated record.
UACUGCAGGCUUGAGAUGGAGUUUUCCCCGGAAAGAGGCCAGGAAUCCCGGCGUCUGCUGCUCUCACUUCUGCUCCUUGCAGCCUGGAAGCCGGGGAGCGGCCAGGUCCACUACUCGGUCCCCGAGGAGGCCAAACACGGCACCUUCGUGGGCCGCAUCGCCCAGGACCUGGGGCUGGAGCUGGCGGAGCUGGUGCCGCGCCUGUUCCGGGUGGCGUCCAAAGUCCGCGGGGACCUUCUGGAGGUAAACCUGCAGAAUGGCAUCUUGUUUGUGAAUUCUCGGAUCGACCGCGAGGAGCUGUGCGGGCGGAGCGCGGAGUGCAGCAUCCAUCUGGAGGUGAUCGUGGAGCGGCCGCUGCAGGUUUUCCACGUGGAGGUGGAGGUGAAGGACAUUAACGACAACCCGCCAAGGUUCUUCCGACAAGAACAAAGAUUAUUUAUUUUAGAAUCAAGAACAGCAGAUUCCCGGUUUCCGCUAGAGGGCGCAUCUGAUAUGGAUAUCGGAGCAAACGCAGAACUGAGGUACAAGUUAAAUUCUAAUGAACAUUUUCAUUUGGAUGUGAAAACAAGUGAAGAAGAAACAAACAUUUUAGAGCUAGUAUUGAAGAAGCCAGUAGAUAGAGAAGAAACCCAAGAGCAUCGUUUACUAUUGAUUGCAGUUGAUGGAGGAAAACCUGAACUAACAGGUACUGUUCAGUUAUUGAUUAAUGUACUGGAUGCAAAUGAUAAUGCCCCGGUAUUUGGUAAAUCAAUUUAUAAUGUUAGAUUAGUGGAAAAUGCACCUAAUGGGACAUUAGUUAUUAAAUUGAAUGCCUCAGAUGCAGAUGAAGGUAUUAAUAAGGAAAUAGUGUACCUCUUUAGUAAUCUUGUUCUGGACAACGUAAAAUCUAAAUUUAUAAUCAAUUCUAAUAGUGGGGAAAUAACAGUUAAGGGAGAACUGGAUUAUGAAGACCAUAAUUUAUAUGAAAUUAAUAUUGAUGCUGUGGAUAAAAGUCCAUUCCCAUUAACUGGACACUGCAAAGUAAUAGUGAGACUCCUGGAUGAGAAUGAUAACACCCCAGAGAUGGUUAUAACCUCCCUGUCUCUGCCCGUGAGAGAGGACGCUCCGCUGGGCACUGUCAUCGCCCUGAUUAGUUUGUCAGACCGCGACUCCGGUGCCAACGGGCAGGUGAGCUGCAUUCUGUCGCCACACGUUCCCUUCAAGCUGGUGUCCACUUUCAAGAACUACUAUUCACUGGUGCUGGACAGCGCCCUGGACCGCGAGAGCGUGGCGGACUACGCUGUAGUAGUGACUGCGCGGGACGGGGGCUCCCCCUCGCUGUCGGCCACCGCCAGCGUGUCCGUGGAGGUGGCAGACGUGAACGACAACGCGCCCACGUUCGCGCAGCCCGAGUACACCGUGUUCGUGAAGGAGAACAACCCGCCCGGCUGCCACAUCUUCACGGUGUCCGCGCGGGACUUGGACGCGCAGGAGAACGCGCUGGUGUCCUACUCGCUGGUGGAGCGGCGGGUGGGCGAGCGUGCGCUGUCGAGCUUCGUGUCUGUGCACGCGGAGAGCGGCAAGGUGUUCGCGCUGCAGCCUCUGGACCACGAGGAGCUGGAGCUGCUGCAGUUCCAGGUGAGCGCGCGCGACGCGGGCGUGCCUCCUCUGGGCAGCAACGUGACGCUGCAGGUGUUCGUGCUGGACGAGAACGACAACGCGCCCGCGCUGCUGUCUCCUGGGGCGGGCGGCGGGGGCGGUGCUGUGAGCCAGCUGGUGUCUCGGUCUGUGGGCGCGGGCCAUGUGGUGGCGAAGGUGCGCGCGGUGGACGCGGACUCUGGCUACAACGCGUGGCUGUCUUAUGAGCUGCAGCCGGCGGCGGGUGGCGCUCGCAGUCCGUUCCGCGUGGGGCUGUACACGGGCGAGAUUAGCACGACGCGCACCCUGGACGAGAUGGACGAUCCGCGGCAGCGCCUAUUGGUGCUGGUGAAGGACCACGGAGAGCCCGUGCUGGCGGCCACGGCCACCGUGCUGCUGUCUCUGGUGGACAGUGGUCAAGCGCCAAAGGCCUCGCAAGCGUCUUCAAGUGCUGUGAGUGCAGAGACACAGCUGGUGGACGUGAACGUGUACCUGAUCAUCGCCAUCUGCGCGGUGUCCAGCCUGUUGGUGCUCACGCUGCUGCUGUACACAGCGCUGCGGUGCUCGGCGCCGCCCACCGAGGGCGCGUGUGGACCCGGGAAGCCGGUGCUGGUGUGCUCCAGCGCGGUGGGGAGCUGGUCGUACUCGCAGCAGAGGCGGCAGAGGGUGUGCUCUGGGGAGGGCCCGCCCCCGCCCAAGACGGACCUCAUGGCCUUCAGCCCCAGCCUCCCUCAAGGUCCCGGCUCUGCAAACAACGUGAGUCUCAAAUAUUUCAUCCACUGCAAUUUUUCUUCAUAA